GCAAUGCAAAGCUGCUCGUUUGGUGCUACCAGAAAGACAAAUACAGCAAUUGUCCCCACGGUGAAGAAAGCGGAUGCCACCACCGCUCAAACUGCUUCUCGCAUGACGUUUUGGAGACAGCUAGAAGAGAAAUGGAACCGAAUCCAAGUUGGUCGACAGGGAUCGUACUCUAUCGAGCGUCUCAUGAGUCUGGAGCAUUACUGCAACACGACAUCGUGGACUCGAGUUAUUCUGGUCUGUGUACUGACGCCAGUCCCUGCUCUUUCGGUAGCAUUGAUGCUUGAAUGUCUUCCGUUAAAUUCACCGUCCGAAGGGUGGGCUGCAAACUGGAUGUUUUGGCUUCGGUUGGCGUUAACUCAUGUGGUGGUUGGCUUUAAUGUAUUCUCACAGAUGACAGUAUUCGUUCCGGGUCUGAAUUUCACAUUUUGCAAGCAGUUUAUCGUAACUAUAGGCGGUGCUAUUGGCCUGGUCGGCGCUGGUAUUCUAGCAGCUAACACUAUCGGAUUUCCUGUGCCCCUCUUGAUGCAAUUUGGAACUAUUCCGACAGGGAUAGCCACGUCAAUAAUGCUGCGACUUGUCAUUGGACCUGUUAUCUUCACUAGUGGUUCUCCCAUCACGAUUCAUUUGAAACGAUUCUACCGCGCAAUUCUCGCAUUUAUGACCCUGAUCGGGAUAUAUCCUCUGUUCAAGGUGCUCUAUGACUUUGUUCCCGUUGGUUAUCGAGGUAUCAUUGUUCUCGUUUUGCCGGUAUGGAGAUUCGCCGCAAAGCACUUUAUCGUGUACGCUAUUCGUGACCUGGAAGACUUAAUACCAGAAGCUGUAGCAUCUUUGGUUGAUUUUUUCAGCUCGCUCUUUGUAUCGGUGUGCAUGUCAUCCUCAGGGCCGUUGUACUUGUCUAUGAUGUUCAUCGCAAGCGAUCUCGGGCAAAUUUUAUUGGAGAUGCGUGAAUUGAGUGAAAAUGCCCACGUGUUGCUACAAAUUAUUCAACAAGAGCAGACUGGGUCGACAAAUCAGCAAAACACGUCAAAAUUAUUAUCGACAAUUCUCGACAUUCUAAAAGAACCUGGAGCUUUGCGGGCCAAGUCAUUGAAAGCAGUGCGGCUGUGGGCCUGUCUGCCUCAUCCUCUAACACCACAACAAACUGAACAACUUCUUAAUCUAGAAUCAGCAUGCACCAACGAUCAGUGGGAGAGACUGUCAAGCGACAGGAUGAAGCGAAGUUCGGUGCAGACGAUGCAAAAUGUGUUCAAAACAAAGAUAUCUAUUGUGCCGACUCCAAAUCUAGAACCGGAAACAUUCUCACCGACAACCGCAGACAUAAUCGAAGCAAAGAAUUUUCAUACGAUUGGCUCGAGGUCGGGUACAAAGAGAUCCAAACAGUUGGUCUUACAAGGAUUACAACUACUCUUUCAUUGUGAAUAUCUCGAACUGGUUGAGUACGUCGAGUGCAUCAUCCCUAUAGUUUACGUGGUGUACAAAUCUGUUCUGGAACAGCUGCCGAAUGUUGUCUACUAUCCUGGUGGUGCGGGCAAUUGGGGCAUAGCAACUGUGGUGAACAUUCUGGUGCUGGCGGUGUUGGAGGUUAUUUCUCUCGUUUUCCUCCAUCAGUUUUUGCAGCACAAGUUUGCUUUUUCUGCAAUGCACCAGCUUGCGUUCGCACUGGAAACUCACGUCUAUUUGUUGUUCUAA
Molecule: messenger RNA, 1689 nt
Organism: Phytophthora nicotianae INRA-310
Lineage: Eukaryota; Oomycota; Peronosporomycetes; Peronosporales; Peronosporaceae
Exons: 2
Coding region: 4-1689 (561 amino acids)
Source: RefSeq, a predicted model, not a curated record